Molecule: messenger RNA, 2196 nt
Organism: Mesorhabditis belari
Lineage: Eukaryota; Metazoa; Nematoda; Chromadorea; Rhabditida; Rhabditidae
Source: the annotation of a GenBank genome assembly
AUGGAAUUGCGAGGUUUGAAAAGCUUUCAUUAUUCAAUUUUUCCGCAUCUUUACUCACGAUCUUUACUCACACCGUCGGAAAUCGCAGCACUCGCCGAGGGAGACGAGUUUAUGUUUGGAUCGUACGAGGUUCAAAUACAAAACCCUGUCGAUGAGCCGAAUGCAAAGCAGGCUUCUGGGAAACCAGCGAAUACUACACUUCAACCAGUUCAACCACCAGCAGCAAAGAUUAGUGGAAUUCGAUCGUUAAAGAGACCGUUUUCAAUGGUUAGCAGCGGAGAGUCAAAUCCUACUAAUCGGCAUUUCGUGUCUCCAUGUGGUAAAAUCGAAAAACAUGACGAUUGGGUGAUUGACGAAGAAGAGGGUAAUAUUGGGGCGGGUUACGUUGAAGGACGAAUAGCGCAUCGAUUGAGACCACAUCAAAAGGAGGGAAUCGCUUUUCUCUACUCUCGACUAAAGAAUGAAUGUGGAGGCGCGAUCUUGGCUGAUGAGAUGGGAUUGGGGAAAAGCAUUCAAACGAUUGCCACAUGCUUAGCGCUCUUGAAAAACAAGAGUUUGAAAAUCGAUAAGAUUCUGAUUGUUGUCCCGUCUUCGCUUGUUGAUAAUUGGAUUUCCGAGUUUCGCAAAUGGUUUCCGUAUGGAAAAUUUCCGGCUGAGGCGAUUCGAAAAGUUUCCGAUUUACGAAGACAUUUGUCUUAUUUGAUCACGCCGUUUAUUGUGUGCAGCUAUGAUAUGGUUCUACGUUACGCAAGACAUUUGUUUGCCAUCGGCUUUGAUGUUUUGAUUUGCGACGAAGCGCAUCGUUUGAAAAAUAGCAAUUCAAAAAUACGGAUUAUGCUCGAAAAUAUGAAUAUUCAGAGGCGUGUACUGUUAACAGGAACUCCACUUCAAAAUGAGCUUGCUGAACUCUACUCGUUGCUCGAUUUUGCUGCUCCGGGAAAAUUUGGUACUCCGGCAGAGUUUAUGACAUUAGUUGAGCAGGGUGAUUGCAACGAGCUUUUGGAUGAAAUAAUGCUACGACGAGGAGCGAAUGUUAAUUCGAAAUCAUUGCCGCCAAAACAUGAAUACAUUCUUUAUUGUCGUCCAUCGAAUCUUCAAAUGAAACUAAUGGAAGCGCUUUGUGAGGACAUGUUUGCUGAUCCUUUGACCACGAUUUUACACCUUCGCACCGUCGCCAACCAUCCAUCUUUGUUUUUGCAGAAGAGCUUAGAGAUUGAAUCGAAGCCAAAACUACGAGAAAUCAUAGUCGAGGCUUCUAAAGCGAAACAAGCAUUCACUCAAAAUUCAGGAAAAUUGAUGGUACUGGGCUCGCUGAUGGAGGCUUUUGCUCAGGCUAAAGAAAGAGUUAUUGUGUUUAGCAACUUUACACAGACGCUCGAUAUGCUCGAGAGUUUUUGCCAAAAUCUUGCUUAUGAAGUGCUUCGACUGGAUGGAGCUGUUGCGACAAAAGAUCGUCAGAAAGUUAUUAAGCAAUUCAACGAAAGCAAGUACUACAACACGGUGCUUCUUGUGUCAACGAAAACGGGCGGGACUGGACUAAAUUUGAUCGGUGCUUCUCGUCUUGUUUUGUUUGAUUUGGAUUGGAAUCCGGCAAAUGAUUUACAAGCUAUGGCCAGAAUUUGGCGUGAGGGACAAAUGAAGACUUGUCAUAUCUAUCGACUUUUGCUCACGGGAACGAUUGACGAAAAAAUUCUACAGCGACAAAUCAAGAAAACGGGCUUACAUACGAUUUUCGAUCCUGAGGCUCAAAGUGCCGAAUGCAAAUUUCGAGAUGAGGACUUGAUGGAGAUAUUUGAGUUGAGUGGUGAUGCGGAAUCGAAUACGCAUCGUUUGCUAGAGUGUGACUGCGGUGGUGAUGGGACGACAAUCGAAGAACGAGAAGAUGAAGACGAAUUGGAGGAGGAACAAGAAGACAUUGAUGAUGAGGAAGAAAAGGAGAAUGAGAACGAAAAUGAAGAAUUGGAUGGGGAUCGAGAAGACCAUGAACCAGAAAAGGAUGGGAAUGAGGAAGCGCACGGUAACGGUGAUGAAACGACGCAAGAUGGGACUCCAAAGGUGUCGAUGGGUGAACUGAAUGCCUGGCGGCACUACUCACCAGAAAGCCCCGCAUUUCCUCUCUUUCUUCGUUCAGCUGGUUUCGACCCGGAGAUCCCACCCGAAUCCCUCACUUUUGCCAUGCAUUACACAUCGACUUUC